Arabidopsis lyrata subsp. lyrata is the source of this 924-nucleotide messenger RNA. RefSeq names its product protein PHLOEM PROTEIN 2-LIKE A5-like. Lineage: Eukaryota; Viridiplantae; Streptophyta; Magnoliopsida; Brassicales; Brassicaceae. Bases 37 to 588 code for a protein of 183 amino acids. Gene Ontology annotation, biological process: signal transduction. The transcript has a single exon. The record is from RefSeq and is a predicted model, not a curated record.
CUAAGUAAACAGCAAACUCCAAAAAGAAAAUUCACGAUGGUGACAGCUUCGGACGUCAAAGUAGGACCAGAAGUGUUUAUCAAUUUCCGAGGAGUUGAGCUGCGCAAGACCUUCAUCUCCCAUCUCCAUACAAGAUUGCGACGGGAUGGAAUCAAUGCUUUUAUAGAUUCUGAUGAAGCUCCUGGCAGAGAACUCAAAAACCUUUUCAAAAGGAUUGAGGAUUCAAAGAUCGCGCUGGCGGUUUUAUCGAGUAGGUACACCGAGUCACAUUGGUGUUUGCAGGAGCUAGUUAAGAUGAUGGAAUGUAGUCCGAAAGGUGAAGGAUGCAAUAACAAGUUAUUGGUCAUUCCAAUCUUCUACAAGCUGAAGAUAUCUACAGUGGCAGAGCUUGAUGGAGAUUUCGGUCGUAAUUUGUGGGAUCUCUGGAGGUUGCCUGGUCGCGGUCGUGAUCGAGACAACCGGAUUGUUAAGUGGAACGAGGCUUUGCAGGAUGUUCUCAGCAGAAACGCCUUGGUAUUGCCAGAAACUGGGUAUGGAUUAGUGUUAGGAAUUAAACAAUAUUUAGUUUUACUUUUGAAAUUUCUUUAGUAGAAAAUCUUAGUAUUAUAAGUAGAAUCGAAAUGAAGGAAGACGAGCACGCUAGUUAUGUUGUAAAGUUAUUCUUAGGAGACAUUAUACUCUUAUCGUUCGUUAGAUGGAAAUAUUCGCCGUUAGAAGAAAUAGCUAGAAUUUUUUUUACGAAAAAAAAGAAAUAGUCAAUAGCUAGAAGAUUAUUUGCAAUUAUUAUACACGAAAAAUAUUAGAAAAGGUUCAUAUCGAAAAAAGAUUAGUAAAAGUUCAUUGAAACUUGAAAGAUAAGAAAAUGUAGAUUAUAGUCAAUUUUAAAUUAUUACAACACAUCUUACCAAUACCAAUCAUUUCCAU